AUGAACCCUGUUGAGUGGUUUCCUUUCUGCCUCUACGACCCUGGAAUCCAACCCAUGGUGAACGAGAUUGGAUCUUGGAUCUGUCCUCCUCCUCAUCAUCAUCAUCAUCAUCAUCAUCAUCAUCCUCAUCAUGCUGCUUUCAACGCGGUUCAGGCCUUUUCUCAGUGUCCUGCUGCGGUGGGCCCUGGACCGGACUGGCUCUGUCCCACUGGGGUCCACCCUAGAUCGGACUGGGUCUGUCCCCCUUUUUUGAACCCUGGACUGGACUGGGUCUGUCCCCCUGGUUUGGACCCUGGACUCAGCUGUGUCUGUCCCCCUGGGGUGCCCCUGGACCCCCGCCCACUCCCCAUCUCCGCCGUCAGAGAAACUGUCGUCCGUCCGUGA
Molecule: messenger RNA, 384 nt
Organism: Knipowitschia caucasica
Lineage: Eukaryota; Metazoa; Chordata; Actinopteri; Gobiiformes; Gobiidae
Source: the annotation of a GenBank genome assembly